This is a messenger RNA of Asterias rubens (European starfish), 1077 nucleotides long. Its product is annotated as QRFP-like peptide receptor. The record is from RefSeq and is a predicted model, not a curated record. Gene Ontology annotation, molecular function: G protein-coupled receptor activity. Bases 1 to 1077 code for a protein of 358 amino acids. Gene Ontology annotation, biological process: G protein-coupled receptor signaling pathway. Gene Ontology annotation, cellular component: membrane. Lineage: Eukaryota; Metazoa; Echinodermata; Asteroidea; Forcipulatida; Asteriidae. The transcript is spliced from 2 exons.
AUGGACCAACUUGAAUUCAUCGACACCAAGGUACUGAACCGAAGUAUUGAAGAGCCACUGGGUGUUGAUUUGGGCGCUAUGGUACCAGGCAACCGGGAAGCUUUCACCCGAUUCGUCUCAGCUUUCUACGGCAUCAUUUGCGUCGUCGGACUCGCAGGCAACCUGAUGGUUGCCGUUGUGCUGCUCCGGGUUCGAACUCUACGGUCAAACACCAGUGAUUUCUUGGUUCAUCUCUCCGCUGUAGAUUUCAUGGUCUGCAUUUUGGUCAUCCCUACGAAUCUAGUACCGGCGCCCAGCCCCACUCCAAACCCAGGACUAUGGGGUGAAUUUUUGUGUCGAUUUUUCAUGUCUGGUUUCGUUUUUUGGUUCUUUACGGUAAACUCAGUUUUCAGUCUGAUUGCCGUGAACUUGGAGCGGUACGUAGCCAUCGUACACCCGCACAAAUACAAGACUGUAUUCACCAAACGAAAUAAGUACAUAAUGAUCGCAACUUGCUGGAUUCUUGCUGUGGUCACCCAUUCCUUUCACUUCUUCGUUUUUGAUGAAGUUGAUGUGGUUGGAUGCCAACGUUUGGGGUGGCGGAAUCUGUUUGCUAGAUCAGCUUACGGAUUGUACAAUUUUACAAUCAACUUACUAAUUCCAUUGGCCGUGAUGGUGUUUGCCCAACUCAGGGUUAUUUCGACUCUGAACACACAAGUCAAGAUGUUGACUGCACGUGCAGCCACCGGUAUCGGUCCAAAUGACCAGCAUGAAAUGUGGCAGCUCAGAGCAUCUCAAUCGCUGGUAAAGACUCUCCUUGCCUGCGUCAUAUCAUUCGCCGUGUGUUGGACUCCGACCCACCUUGUCUACUUGCUUUUCAACUUUGGUGUUCCCGUUCAGCUUGAGUCCCCGUUUACGCAUAUGACUAUUGCCUUAGCGGUGGCUAACUCCUGCCUGAAUCCAAUCAUUUAUACUCUGCUCAACAAGCCAUUCCGUAAAGGGAUCAGGGGAGCGUUUUGUAAGCAGCGGGAUUCGAACCGGGUUGGUGAGGGAGGUGGACCUACUGCUACUGUGACUGUGGCCGAAACACUGCCAUAG